Molecule: messenger RNA, 2189 nt
Organism: Pezoporus occidentalis (night parrot)
Lineage: Eukaryota; Metazoa; Chordata; Aves; Psittaciformes; Psittacidae
Gene: FBXO16
Product: F-box protein 16
Exons: 8
Coding region: 88-1203 (371 amino acids)
Molecular function (GO): protein binding
Source: RefSeq, a predicted model, not a curated record
GGGUGUGUGGGGGAGCGGUUUCUAUAGCGACGGGAAGCGGCCUGGCGGGACGAGUAGGCCGCACCGUCCGUGGGCGGGAGGACGCAGAUGACAUCAGUGGACCCACGGUCUCCUUUGUCUAUGGCGUUUGCACUUCCUAGAAACAUGGAGGGCCCCAAGCUACAGACCAAGAUGAGCACAUGGACUCCACUGAAUUCUCAACUUAUGAAUGACAAGAUAUUUGAAGAAAGAAGAGCCUUGCUUGGAAAAUGGUUUGACAAGUGGACAGAUGGUCAGAGGCGGAGGAUCCUGGUGGACCUGUUGGAACGCUGCUCCCUAUCACAGCAGAAAUUCUGUGCCAAGCAGCUACAGAAUCGAGUCCCCACUGAGGCUCUAGAUUUUACCACAAGGCUUCCUAGAGUCCUGUCUUUAUACAUCUUUUCCUUCCUGGACCCACGGAGCCUUUGUCGAUGCGCACAGGUGAGCUGGUACUGGAAGUACCUGUCUGAACUGGAUCAGCUCUGGAUGAAGAAAUGCCUGCGUUUCGGCUGGUACAUCAACUUCUCCCCAACCCCAUUUGAGCAAGGAAUCUGGAAGAAACAUUACAUUGAGAUGGUGAAAGAGCUGCAUGUCACAAGACCAAAGACUCCUUCAAAGGAUGAGUUUGUAGUUACUAAUGUGCAGCCGAUAAGAAGCAACAUCCCAGAAGCAAAACCUUUUGUGCCAGGAAAGAGGACAAAAAAAGAGAAAAAAGAGCUCCCACCAUGGCGUUCAUCAGACAGGCAUCCUACAGACACCAUCCGAUUCAACUACCUCAACAACUAUGAUCCCAUUGAGCAGGCCAGGCAGGCGAGAAAGAAAGGAGGAGGAAAGACCCCAGACCUUAGCCGGCAGGCAGCUGAGAAAAAAAUGAGGGCAGGUCGUGGAUCUAAUAAGCUCCAGAAGACAAAAUCACUGCUAUCACUUCCUGCAGAUCUUGAGACUGUUCCAAGACCACCAGUUCAUCACUGCCGGGCCACUCACCAGACAGUCGGAAACCUGCCCUCAAAAGCAGCAGCAAAGACCCUGGCCCAGAGUUCCCAGUGGAAUGCUGGGGUACAACCAGCACCUCUUGAAGCUCUAGUGCCAAAGCCACGGAAAGGAGGAAAGACAGACUAUACAAGGAUUAACACCACAUCUCCAUGUCAGGAUGCUGCCCUGUCCAAUACAGUGAAGCUAUUAUAGAGAUUGUCAAUAUCUAAAUUUAAUGCACAAAGGGAAGGAAAUGGUGCUCGCAGUAUGUUUCUGUAGGCAGAGGCAGUCAUUCUGGAUGGUGAGGAUCGAGAUGACAAUGAUCUGCUGCAUCAAAGGACAACAUAUGGCCAAAGACGUCACAUCUAGCACUUGCUAGAUCCACCUGUCUGUCAGGACUGUCAUCUUCGAACUGAACACUGGCAUGGGUUUAACUCACUAAUACUCAAUGGCAGAGCAAGAGAUCUUAGGUCAGAAGUGACAGUGGGCUCAGUCCGAAGUCCAGGAACCCUGCCAAGGCCUGGAUAGAUGCCAGGAGGAGCUGGUGUAGUUGGGUUGGAAUCAGAGCAUUCAGCAAAUUGCAACCAAAAGCAAACAACUCCAGGGAGAAAACAGCUGAGAAAUCAGCUGAUCUGUGAAUGCUUUCAAAAAAUAAGGAGGCAGACUGACACAAUCAAAAAAGAUUUUAGGCCAUUUCAGUCUAGGGUUGGCUUGGGUAGUUAUUCAUGAUGAGCACACCUCAUGUACACCCAGUAUCUCCUAAAAGUCCUCAACAUCUGCAGCCUGCUGGGCAAGUGCUUUGGUACCUUUCAGAAGCCCACAAAAUUGGUGUAGUUUUUGGUGAAAGUCCCAGUAGUUCACAAGUGAGUUGUCAACAUAAGGAUUGUGGUCUGUGACCCUAAUGACUUUUUAUAGUGCAAGAAGGGGAGUGGAUAAAGAACCUAGAGAGAACAAAGGAAAAGAGGCUUCUGAUGUGAUCUGUCAGGAUUUUCAAAGAGUGGGGUAGCGUGAGGGGAGCUCCCAAAGGGCAGUGACUACCCAGUAACUACUGAUGACCCCAUCUAGAAAGGACAUAAUGGAGUCCUCCAUCAUCCCUUCGGAUCUCCCUAGCAUCUAGUGUUUAUAGCAGGUCCAUAGGCUAAUUCCCAUGAAGAGGACCCACAGUGCAAAAGGGUGAUCUCAAAUCCUUGGGGGGGGGG